Messenger RNA from Cantharellus anzutake, 440 nucleotides. RefSeq lists its product as uncharacterized. The transcript has 2 exons. NCBI's taxonomy places the organism in Eukaryota, Fungi, Basidiomycota, Agaricomycetes, Cantharellales, Hydnaceae. Bases 105 to 392 code for a protein of 95 amino acids. The record is from RefSeq and is a predicted model, not a curated record.
UUCCGCUAUAAGUUUCUGUUCUACACUGACCUUGUCACUCAUUUAUCUCUCCCGCUAGCAUCCUGACUACUCUCACGUUCCCAUUCCCUUAUUUCUCUCCCGAAAUGGACGGCCCCACUGCAUUCAGCGGCCACUCUCUCCCGCUUCCUCACUGGCUCCUACUUUCUCUCCUCUACUUGAAAAUAUGCCGACCGAUGGAAACGCGAUUUCGGCUGUAUACCCUAUGCAUUCCUCUAUGUCUUCCAAACUCUAUGCCACUCUAUGCCACUCUAUGCCACCCUAUGCCACCCUAUGCCACCCUAUGCCACCCUAUGCCACUCUCUUUACUCCUUCCAAAUAUGCCGAACGACCAAAUGGGUUUUCGGCUGUAUCCUAUGUGUUUCUCUCCCUAAAUAUCGCUGCCGGCUGUAUGUUUCCCUUUCCUUAAAUAUGCCGACCAA